ACCGGUUUGUCCGAAAAGCCUGGUGUGUACGACAAUGUUCUGGAGCAUGAGGAUUCUCCUGUGUAUGAUUCCUCGCCACAUAUCUGGCACCACACAGAACCGGUCGACAUCUCUCCGGAUGAGCCGUACAGCUGUUACCCCUUGCCUUGUGAUGCAGUCAAGGAAUCUUCAAUGCUGUCCUUGAGCAAUCACAUCAAUACGCCUCAAGACACAAACUCUCUUCAGUUCAUCGGCAGUGUUGGUGUCGGCGGUGGCCAGGGAAACAGUGAUUGCAUCUAUGGUUCCUGUGACGACCAUGAUACCUUUGGCGUCGCUGGUCAUGGAUGGUAUGGUCCCGGCAAUGGAGAGGAUCCUGGCGAUCUCUGGAACCCUGCAGUUGCCACUCAUACUGGUAUGCAGACCAAGAUGGCUCUGGCUGCUCCAGUUGCUGCUUCUGAACUUGGUGGAGCUCAAGUGAAGAAGUCCCGCCCAUCUCCAGGUCACUUCAUCUUGAUGGGUCACGCAAUGCUCUACGGUAUCGUCAGUGCCUCUACCAAUGCCAAGGUCUUGUGUGGAGAAGAGUCUUGGACCAACUGCUUCAAGCAAUGCUCCACUGAAGCAGCUGACGCCAUCACGCCCGUUGGAGGAUUCCUCCUAAAGGAGAAAGUGUUUGGUCAUUAGAAUGACAUCAAGCAGAUUGGCCUUCAAGAGUUGUUGGGUUCCUUCAUUGCCCCAACAUGAAACGCAUCAAAAUGAUGUGUUGGUUGUUCACGUGGUUAGAUUGUUUCAAACCAAGGCAACAACUUGCUUCAUAACUCACAAAUAGUACAUUAACAAUCUGUUGCAUG
Molecule: messenger RNA, 827 nt
Organism: Guillardia theta CCMP2712
Lineage: Eukaryota; Cryptophyceae; Pyrenomonadales; Geminigeraceae
Exons: 8
Coding region: 172-660 (162 amino acids)
Source: RefSeq, a predicted model, not a curated record